Molecule: messenger RNA, 4455 nt
Organism: Phyllopteryx taeniolatus (common seadragon)
Lineage: Eukaryota; Metazoa; Chordata; Actinopteri; Syngnathiformes; Syngnathidae
Gene: tgfbrap1
Product: transforming growth factor, beta receptor associated protein 1
Exons: 13
Coding region: 343-2976 (877 amino acids)
Biological process (GO): vesicle-mediated transport; intracellular protein transport; autophagy
Cellular component (GO): membrane; cytoplasm
Source: RefSeq, a predicted model, not a curated record
CUGAAUUGCCAGGCGUCAAGUGAGAGUCCGAUGCUAUGGGCGGUGUUUAAUAAUGCACACUUGUGCACAGACUGGACCCAGCUCCACCAUUCAUGCUAUAUUGCUGUUGGCUUAAAAUGGACAUGUUGAUGUUUGUCUGUCUGCAUCUUGUGUGGUUAUUUUCGGAGAAGUAGUGCUAAUGCUCUCCUCUUGUUUCCAGCCUGCGUCAGUGAGCGCUGUGUAUGCUCACUAACCAGCAAGCAUGAGGGAAACUGGGCAGGGAGUUGGUGCACAGAGAUCGUCUUAAGGGAAGAAAGACUGCUUGAAAACUUUGCAUUAUCUAUUUUCAAUGCCUUGGCCAAGAUGAGCGUGAAGGCCUUUGAGCUCAUCCCGGCUGUGGAGCGGGACCUCCUCAUGGGAGACAAGGCUCGCAUCAACAUUGAAUGUAUAGAAUGCUGUGGAAAACACUUGUAUGUGGGAACCAACGACUGCUUCAUCCACCAUUUCCUGCUCGACGAGGUCACUUCCCCCAAAGGGAGACUAACUUACUCAACUCAAAAACUGCUGCACAAAUACUUGGGCCUUAAGAAGCCAGUGGCUGAGCUGCGGGCUGCCUCUGCUUUGGAGCGUCUCAUAGUGCUUUGCGAUGGAACAGUUUUUCUUGUGGACAUGGUGACUCUGGAAAAUGUGCCGUCAACGGUCGCAGGUGGCGCUAGGAUUAAAGGUGUGACCACAUUCUGCAUUAAUGAGAAUCCGGUGAACGGUGAUCCUUUCUGCAUGGAAAUGGGUGUCCUUUCCUUGAAGCGUAGAACAGUGCAAAUUUACAUGGUCUAUGAGGGCAGGGUACAGCUGGUGAAAGAGGUGAGCACGCCGGAGCAACCCUGUGCUGUCAGUCUCGAUGGUUACUUCCUGUGUCUAGCGUUGGCUACGCGGUACAUGAUCUUGAACUACAACACAGAAGCCGCCCAAGAUCUUUUCCCUUACAACAGUGAGGAGCGGAGGCCCAUUGUAAAGAGGAUUGCCCGGGAGGAGUUCCUCUUGGCGGCUCCAGGUGGUCUUGGAAUGUUUGCCAACGCUGAAGGGGCUUCGCAACGGGCUCCCGUCAACUGGUCUGAGACUGUCAUCGGUGCAGCUGUUUGCUUCCCAUAUGUGGUGGCCUUGGAUGAAAGCUUCAUCACCAUCCACAGCAUGUUGGAUCAACAACUAAAACAGACACUUUCAUUCAGGGACGGACACAUUCUGCAAGACUUUGAAGGGAAGGUCAUUGUGGCAUCCACUAAAGCUGUAUACGUUCUGGUGCCCUUGCCGCUUGAGAGACAGAUCCAGGACUUACUGGCCAGCUGCAGAGUGGAGGAGGCACUUGUCCUUACAGAGGGAGCAAAGAGAAAUAUUCCUAAAGAAAAGUUCUUGGUUUUGCACAAAAGAAUCCUGCAGCAGGCAGGCUUCAUACAGUUUGGCCAACUUCAGUUUGUAGAAGCAAAAGAACAUUUCAGGAAAGGUCAGCUGGAUGUGCGUGAACUGAUUUCUCUCUACCCACUGCUACUGCCAGCUUCAUCUUCCUUCACACGCUGCCACCCUCCUCUCCAUGAGUUUGCAGAUCUCAACCACCUGGCACAGGGUGAUCACAAAAAAGUGAUGAAAUGCAAGAAAUUCCUGAUCAGUUAUUUGACAGAGGGCCGAAGCACAGAGGUACCUAAUGGUUGCAAAGAGGAUGUGGACACUGCGUUGUUAAAAUUGUAUGCUGAACAGGAUCAUGAGAGCCUUCUUGACCUGCUAGCAUCAGACAAUGCCUGCCUGCUCGCAGACUGUGUCCCGUGGCUGGAGAAAUAUCACAAAUAUUUUGCACUUGGACUGCUUUACCAUUCUAAUGGUCAGGAUACAGCAGCACUUCAGAUGUGGAUUCGUGUUGCAGACAAGGAACUGCAGGAUUCUACAAAACCUGAUCUCUUUGAGUACAUUGUAGAUUUUCUCAGCUCCACUGCCGAUGUGAACCUUGUGUGGAAGUAUACAAACUGGGCCCUACAUAAAAAUCCCACUACAGCUGUCCACAUCUUCACUAAGCGGCCUGUUGGUAAAGACCAGUCAGACCUGAAGCCUGAUGAUGUCAUUACAUACCUGGAAAAGCACAGGGAGGCUGUUCUUCUCUACUUGGAACACCUUGUGCUAGAAAGACAGAUUCAGGAGGAGCAAUUCCACACAUAUCUGGCAGACUUAUACCUGGAGAGGGUCUUAUCUUUAGUAUCAGAGUCUCCAAUCAAUGAAAAGGAGCUCAGGAGAGCCAGAGAGAAGCUCCAGGCGCUACUCAGGGAGUCAAAUCUAUACAGUGCUCAGUAUAUUUUAGAUAAGAUGGAAAACUGUGAGCAACUGCUGCUAGAGCGUGCAACUCUAUACGGAAAAUUAGAAGACCAUGAUAAAGCACUCCACAUUUUAGUGCACAAGCUAGGAGACUUCCAAUCUGCUGAGGCCUUUUGUAUUUGGACCUCGUCUUGUCGGGAUUCUGCUUACCGACAGCAGCUGUUCCACCAACUCCUGGGGAUGUAUCUUGACAAAAGUGCCACCGGGAAAUCCCAGUCGUCAGUGUGCAGUGACAGUGGAGAUCUACAAAUGGCAGCAGUGGACCUCCUGAAUCGUCACGGAGAGUUGUUUGAUCCGGUUCAUGUGCUGAGAACACUGCCAGAUGGCUGGUCGCUGCAACUGCUACGGCCCUUUCUGGGUCAAGCCGUAAGAGCUAGUAUGCAUGCCUCGCGCACGUCCCAGAUUGCACUAGGGCUCGCCCACUCCGAACACCUUCAACUACUGCACGACAAGUUGAAAGAGACAAAGAAGCCAAUUGCUGUAUCUGCAAAGAAGGGAUGCCACUUAUGCCACAACACCUUCAGUGACACGGAAGUGGUGUGCCUUCCGGGUGGUGUGCCUGUCCACACACACUGUUUUGCCCAAAGAGUUAGAGACUCCCCAACAAAGAGACAGUUAACUAACAGCAGCAACCACACGUGAGCCCUGGCCCAUCACACAACAAGGUGAUUUUUGAUUGGAAGCAGCAGAAUGAAGCGGGAUGUGCUGGCUUUUGGGGAUGGCUGAUGACUUUGGGGAUGAGGCCAAAGCAUCUCUUGGUGUGGUCAGGUUGCUCAUGGAGUCUGCAAGAAUAACAAAGACAGCUAUGUUUUUGGGAGAAGAGGAAAGUGGAGGUGUGAGAAGGGAGCAGACGCUGUGAGUGUGUGACGCAGUUAACAUAUUCAGAAUUUUAUCGAGGUCAAAGCCAAAUGACCGCCCUUAAUAAUUUAAUCAAAAACAAGACAAACUCCUACACACAUCUGGAGCAUCACUAUUGGUUUGUCCUUACUUUUCAGUUUCACGCAUUGACUGAUCUACAGGUCGUAGUGUCUUAGUUCUGUUGCAAGCUGUUUUUAUGACACAAUUAUACAUAUCCAUAUUAGUCUUAUUAAUCCAACAUGCAUAAUGCAGAGUUGGAUACUAAACUGAAAUGUCUUAUGCAUAAGGCCCAGUAUUUCAGAUAUUUUUUUUACUGUUUACCUUCUGCCCUGAAAGUCCUGGUUGUUGUAAUUAACAACGUACGUCGUAAUUUAGUGUUUAAUCACUUGACUUUGAUGCCUACACCUUAACAGUUUUGCUUUCCCUGUUUCUAAUUUUGUUUAUUUCCCACUUCUAAAUGAAUGAUGGGCAAAUGACAAAAGAGCGUUAAUUUACAAAAAAUAAAACAGGUUUAAAAUUCAAAACACAGUAAUCAUUCCAUUGUUUUAUAAUUUGGGGUCCUAUGUAGCAAAUAAUCUGUAAGUAAUUAAUUACUGUCCAAAAAAAAAUUCAUAAUGGAUGAUGAGAUUGUUUGUCUUAUACAAUGGUUCAGCACGAGGGGAUUUGUAGAAAGAUAAAACCACCACUUGGAUAGUGAAAGAACAGGGUAUUUGUUUGAGCAAUGCAUACUGUUUUCACCCUGACACCACUCCAAAUUCAGUUGAAUUAAAUCCUUUUGUUAUUGCCAAUGUUGCACUCUCGCUCAAAAAAAAUUGAUCAGCCCGUAAACCACAAUAUAGAAACUCUUGAGAACUCUUUACGGUCUGGCAUUAAGGGUCAUGUUUUAAUUCCUGUAAGAUUAUUAGACUUUCUUUUUCACAAAGUAUUUACCCCAAAACAAUCUUAAGAGUUUAAAAUUGUCUUACUCUGCAAAACAUAAAAUAAUUGGUUUCAUUGCAACCACAGAACUUGUUGUCCAGUGUUUAGGAUAAAGGCACAAACUAAAGUUAUGCACUUUAGUCUAUUUCAUAGAUCCUUCAUCAUUAUGACCCGAUUUAAAAUUAUUGGAAUAAAAAAAGACAUCCAGUUGUAUUUUAUAUGUUCUGUUAUGUACAUAAAGCAUUUUUUGUUACCUCUUUGUCACUUUGCAAAUCAACUACAUUGGAGAUGAAAUGCUUAAUCUGCAAAACCAUCCGAUUUAAUAAAUAUGAAACUGAACACUCA